AUGGGUUUUGGGGGAUACAACGAUGUCUCCAACCACGGACACCAGAAGAAGAAGAAGAAGUACGCCAUUAUCGGCAUCUCCUCCAUUCUUCUGGUGGCCAUGGUGGCGGCUGUGGCUGUCGGUGUGAGCCGCAGCGGCCACGACGAUUCCUCUAACAAGAAUAAUCAAAGUGGCCAGGUGUCCACGUCCAUGAAGGCAAUUCAGGCAAUUUGCCAGCCCACUGAUUAUAAAGAAACCUGCGAGAAGACCCUGUCCUCCGCCGCUGGAAACACCACUGACCCCAAAGAGCUCAUCAAGGUCGCGUUCCAGGUGGCAAUGCGGGAAAUUAAAGGGGCCAUCGCGAACUCCACCGCGUUGAAAGAUCUGGCGAAGGACUCCAGAACCAACCAGGCCUUGGAGAACUGCAAGGAGCUCCUUGAGUACUCCAUUGAUGAUCUGACAGAGUCUUUUGAUAAGAUUGGUGCCUUCGACGUCAGCAAGAUUGAUGACUACACGGAGGACCUCAAGGUGUGGCUCAGCGGUGCGAUCACCUACGAGCAGACUUGCUUGGACGGGUUCGAGAACACGACUGGUGAUGCUGGGGAGAGGAUGAAGGCUGUUUUGAAGACUUCGCAGGAACUCACAAAGAAUGGGCUUGCCAUGGUGAAUGAAAUCUCGAAAUUCUUGUCCGAGCUUCAAAUUUCCGGCCUCAACCGGAGGCUUCUUUCAGAAGAAUCCGAGGGGGAGGGGGAGGGUGAGUUCCCAUCAUGGGUACACGACGGGAAGCGCAGGCUCCUCGCCGCCGCUGCCUCUGCCGGGAACAUUAAGGCCGACGUUGUGAUUGCCAAGGACGGGACUGGCAAGUAUAAGACUAUCAAUGAAUCUCUCAAGGAUAUUCCCAAGAACAACAACAAGACCUUUGUGAUUCACGUCAAGGCCGGGAUAUAUCCGGAGUACGUUGUCCUUGACAAGCACAUGACCCAUGUCAUGGUUAUCGGAGAUGGCCCAACAAAGACCAAGAUCACCGGAAACAAGAACUACAUCGAUGGAACCCCAACUUUCAAGACUGCCACAUUUACGGUGAUGGGAAGCAACUUCAUGGCUAAGGACAUUGGAUUUGAGAACUCUGCCGGAGCUGAGAAGCACCAGGCCGUGGCACUGCGUGUCCAAUCCGACAUGUCCAUCUUCUACAACUGCCAGAUGGAUGGCUACCAAGACACCCUCUACACCCACACCCACCGCCAGUUCUACCGCAACUGCACCAUCAGCGGCACCAUCGACUUCAUCUUCGGCAACGCUGCGGUGGUGUUCCAAGACUGCAAGAUGGUCGUCAGGAAGCCAAUGGAGAACCAGCAGUGCAUCGUCACAGCGCAAGGCAGGCUUGACAGGCGCGAGCCUAGCGGGAUCGUCCUCCAGGGCUGCACCAUCGCCGCCGACCCAUUGUACUACCCGCUGAGGGCACAGAAUAAGGCUUUCCUCGGCAGGCCAUGGAAGGAGUUCUCGAGAACCAUCAUCAUGCAGAGCCAGAUCGGCGACUUCAUCCAGGCCGAGGGGUGGCUGCCAUGGAUGGGUAACUUCGCUCUCAACACUUGCUUCUACGCCGAGAUCGCCAACAAGGGUGCCGGUUCCGGCCAGGCCCAGAGAGUGACAUGGCGCGGCAUCAAGAAGAUCACUCUGGAGCACGCCAAUAAGUUCACUGCUGGAAUAUUCCUUGGUGGCGAUAGGUGGAUCAAGCCCACUGGGGUGCCCUACAGUUCUGGCCUGCUGUAA
Molecule: messenger RNA, 1749 nt
Organism: Alnus glutinosa
Lineage: Eukaryota; Viridiplantae; Streptophyta; Magnoliopsida; Fagales; Betulaceae
Product: probable pectinesterase/pectinesterase inhibitor 21
Exons: 2
Coding region: 1-1749 (582 amino acids)
Biological process (GO): cell wall modification
Molecular function (GO): pectinesterase activity; pectinesterase inhibitor activity
Source: RefSeq, a predicted model, not a curated record